Branchiostoma floridae (Florida lancelet) is the source of this 4132-nucleotide messenger RNA. RefSeq names its product Krueppel-like factor 13. Lineage: Eukaryota; Metazoa; Chordata; Leptocardii; Amphioxiformes; Branchiostomatidae. The record is from RefSeq and is a predicted model, not a curated record. Gene Ontology annotation, biological process: regulation of transcription by RNA polymerase II. Gene Ontology annotation, molecular function: DNA-binding transcription factor activity, RNA polymerase II-specific; RNA polymerase II cis-regulatory region sequence-specific DNA binding.
CUCCCUGGCUUUUGUGGCAGUUCCCAGGCGCGCACGGCUCAUAACAAAGAAACAACGUUGCUAGUCGUGCCGGCAAAUGCCGGGACACCUUCUCGAAAACAGCGAAAAAUUUUCCCGCCAGCAAAAGUGCGGCGUUGUAGAGAAAGGAACUCGAUUGGUUAUUCAUCGGAGACACCUCGACAGUGUUUCCCCCGUGUUUUCUCGCUUGGCACGUUGUAGAUUCGCCGAGAAACUGGCUGCCACGCCUCUGUUCAUACUGCCGUCGGAGACAAAGACCUCCACGCCCCGUCACAGGAUGGCCACGAUAUACCCGGGUGUCUCGUACGAGACCACGCUCGCGGCUGAGUGUUUGUUGUCCAUGGCUCACUCUGUGAUCGUCAAGCCGCCUCCCAAACCAGAGAUCAAGAUCGAGCCCGAUCGUACGGAGUUGGUUCAGGACGACAACAAAGCAGGCAGCCACGGACACAACCCUUUGUUCAUGGUGGCGCGCAUCCUAGCGGAUCUCGGGAACAAGCAUGGUUGCAGUCCCAAAGUAAAGACAGAAGAGGCUUCGAACUUUCCUAACGGCUACGAUCACCAUUUCGAAGAAGCUGCCACGCCACUUGAUCUCUCUGUGAAGGCCAGGAGUCCCUCCCCAGCCAGAGAGCCAAGCCCGAAGAGAAGCAGGGUGGGUAACGGGAAACGUGGUGCAGUGGCCAAGCGUGAUCGCGCCGAGCGGUCGACCACACCUACCGGCACCAAGACCAAGCCCGGCGCGGGACGCAGGGCAGGCCGCAAGCCAGGAAUGAGCGUACAGCCCGCCAAGAAGCACAAGUGUUCCUUCAAGGGCUGUGACAAGAUCUAUGGGAAAUCCUCACAUCUCAAGGCGCAUCUUCGCACCCAUACAGGCGAGAGACCGUUCCCAUGCACAUGGCCCGACUGCUUCAAGAAGUUUGCACGGUCGGACGAGCUGGCGCGCCACUUCCGCACCCACACCGGCGAGAAGCGCUUCUCCUGCCCCAUCUGCGACAAGCGGUUCAUGCGCAGCGACCACCUCAUGAAGCACGCCCGGCGGCACCCCAACUUCCAGCCCGGAAUGAUCAAGAAACCCGACCACCGCCGCAGCAACCCCAUGUCUUCGGCGGCGUCCACCGGGUCGGCGAGCGAGGACUACAGCCUGUCUCCCGUGUCCAGUCCGCUCAGCGCGCCCACCUCUCCUUGAGCGUCGGCGCCGUUCAGGAUUGAUGUUGACACUGGCUCACGACACGUGGGCUGGCUGUUACUACGGACUUGAAAGAUGUUGAGUCACACGCUGACGAAGCAUCUGGAAAAAGAAAUGACUGUUUGCCGGUUGCGGCAGUCUGGCACUUGAGCCAGACUCUGACCUGUCAGCCAGGUGGCAAGUUUAAAAAACGUAGGAAGUAACAAACGUAACAUCCCAGUCACGAUGCCUUCCCGUUCAGAAUUGCCUUGAUUCGAACUGUCCUUUCUACUAUCUGACCCUACCUCAGGCCGAUAGUCUCACGGUUGUCAUGGCAACUGUUGUCACGGCAACUGCAUUCACCUGUUCUGGUCUCAUCUGAGAACAUUCCUCUGGUACCAAUGAAAUUAAAUGGCACUGUUCUCUGCUGUACUCUUUAUAAGGCACCAACUGGUACAACGGCAAACUUUUUCGUGAGGAAUCUGAAAGAUCAGUGUAGAAGAAGACGUGUUAUUGAGAUAUUUGAUUGACGGUGGAGAGGCGUGGUCCCUCCACCAUACAUGUACAUGUUCAAAAUAAUCUCUCAAUUACACAAAUUGUCGUGUUACUUGAGACAGAUGACAGUAUGUGUUGGUAUAUAAUGUACCACAUUUUCUUAUGGAAAAGUUUUGUACUAUUUCUACUCAAUUGCCAAAAGUGGUGAAAAGUGUAGGCAAGUUAGCUGUGCGCAUCUUGUGUCUUGUGCCAUUAGGUGCAUUGCUGGGUUUGUCACUUGUUGAAGUGCUGUCUAUUUUUCUACUGUUAAUCAAUGUGAAAGCAUCGUUAUUAUGCCCUUUGGCUGUAAUAGGCCUUUGCUGUUCUGUGCUAGAUGUUUGGCUGUUUGCUGACUUAGAUUUAAACCAGUAAUAAUCGUUGCUGUUUGAACUCAAGAGUAACCUGGUCAUGUACUGUAACGUUACUGUGUAGAGUUGCCUUUAUGAUAUUGUAUUUAACCAGAGGCCUUCCAUUCCUUUGUGUCAUAACACUUGCACAUUGUUGGAUAUAACUUGUACUAGCUUGUGUCACCAGUGAAGAGUUUGAAGUAGUUGGUAUUUUUGAGGGCACCUCUAAUUCUGCUAGGUCUCUUCCUGCUUUCUUGUUUGCCAAACAAUUGCCAUGCCAAACCAACCAGCUUGUUUUACCUUUUCAUGUGGGGACACAAUUGAUUCCACCAUGUGGAAUCUAAACUGUCCCUACUAUGCCAUUUUGUUUCCAACUGGAGAAAUGAGUACAGUAUGAUUUAGAUAAUACAGACAGUAUUUUAUCCUCAAGGUGAAAGUUAGAGGUGUCCUUUUGUGAUUACCAAUAGUUGAAUCAUAUCAUCGGCAGCAGUUUAUAGUUGCCUACAGGAGAGGAUAUUAUCUCUUGUCCAAAGUUGCUGUAGAUGUUGCAUGUCCGUCAGCUCACCACUGGUUGGGUGAGCGAGUUUUAUGGACUGGCAUGUAACAACCCCGGCAAUACAGGACGGGGAGUCAGGAAGACUGAUAGUGACUGUCAUUGCUAACUUUAGUAAAGAGUGAAGUUUGUUGAGAAGAAAGGGCAGGUUCCUUGUCUGUAUAGUAACCAGAACAUAUGUUUUUGUUGUUGUUUUUGUUUGUGAAGAUCGAGCUGAAAUUUGAGAUAGAAGGUCAGCCAUUAUCCUGUGUAAGAAGAGACUGUUGAUUAUUCCCUCUUCAACCAACAAGCCUGAGGAGGAUAGGAAUUAGUUGUAUAAUUUUCAAAUACAAAGCUUUUGUUUUUUUACUAGAAAUGAAACAGUGGGAUACCACUUUCUUCACAGACUCUAUUUCCAUAUACAUUUAAUGCUGCAAGAGUUUAUUUAUUUCAUGUCAUGUGCAACAGUACUUAAAUGUUGAGAAGUUAGGAAAAAUUCUUUCCCGCUGGACGGAGUUGAGAAGGGUGCUCAGUGCUUGAUUGCCAUUGACGUAAAUACCACUUGACCUCAUAGCAGGCUUCAGUAGUUGAAGGGGAAUAAGAAGGCGAAGGCGUGUGAGAGCAUGUUGUGUUGCCACAUGCAGUGUUUAAGCCUAGACAUUGUCGGUUGCCAAUGAAUGUGUCUAUCUGUGGAAAAAAAGAAGAGAGUUUUUAAGCUGUGUUCUCCGUGACGAUGAACUAUGCAAUGGUUUGUUUUCGUACAUAUGGGGUUAAGAGGUGGAGGGUGUCCAGACUUCAAACACUGCAGGCUUCCUCUCCUGAAGACCUCGCAGCAGUUUUUGCCAUACUUCCGACCAGUCAUGCAAUCCCUGUUUCCGAUUGGUUGAAAAUUUCUGCAUCCAAUUGGUUGGAAACACGAACUUUUUCCAGCCAAUCAGCUUUGAAUCUGCUGAACAAUAUGAAUUUUUACCAAAAGAAAGUAGGCCAUACACUUGAAUGAUUUUUCUUCAGUUUUGACAAAAAAGUGGUUUCUGUUGAUUGGAAAGCACAGAAGGAGACGUUGAGAGGAUGGCAGGUUAGACUUUUGCCUAAGGGAUCAGGAUUGUAUGAUAUCGAUAUAUUGAGUAGAUCUCUUGGUUGACCAGUAGACCACAUCUUGUACUUAACAAUGUAGCCUUAAUCAUGUCCUAGAUUUAGCAGUUUGAAUGUUGCCUAUUUAACGGAAACCGAUGUUAAUGGCUACAGAUGACCUUGUUAUAUUUAACUUAUGCUGUGUGUUAUUUAAUGCUUAUUUAAAUAUGUUUACCACAUAAUAUGUUUGCCUGUGCACCCACAUAGGUUCCUUUGUUCUCUGGUAUUAAGUUAUACUUUUCAGGAUUGGCUCUGACCACAACAGAAUUGUAUUUUGUAUCGUUCAGGGUUUUAUUGACCAAAUAUGAUGGAACAAUAUCAUCGAUUACCUCUUUCCGGGAAUCGUUCUGUACGAAUUUGUAUGAUCAAAUUUAUAUUGGUAAAUAAAUGAGAUGUGCAUUGUACCUA